Molecule: messenger RNA, 2745 nt
Organism: Sorex araneus (European shrew)
Lineage: Eukaryota; Metazoa; Chordata; Mammalia; Eulipotyphla; Soricidae
Gene: FNTB
Product: farnesyltransferase, CAAX box, beta
Exons: 12
Coding region: 139-1452 (437 amino acids)
Biological process (GO): protein farnesylation
Cellular component (GO): protein farnesyltransferase complex
Molecular function (GO): protein farnesyltransferase activity
Source: RefSeq, a predicted model, not a curated record
GAGAGAGAGCGAGAGAUUCGCGUGCAUAAUCUUUUUGACUCCAACCGCUCUCCGUAGUAUCUUAGCCCGCUCGAGUUUCAAUACGCGUUGUUGUUUGACGAAGCCGAGUUCCAUACACCGUCCGCGGCUCUCCUGAUCAUGGCGUCUCCGAGUUCCUUCACCUACUAUUGUCCCCCAUCGUCCUCCCCUGUUUGGUCAGAGCCGCUGUACAGUUUGAGGCCCGAGCACGCGCGGGAGCGGUUGCAGGACGACUCGGUGGAAACAGUCACGUCCAUAGAACAGACAAAAGUUGAAGACAAGAUCCAGGAGGUCUUCAGCUCUUACAAGUUCAACCACCUGGUCCCAAGGCUUAUUUUGCAGAGGGAGAAGCACUUUCAUUAUCUGAAAAGAGGCCUUCGACAGCUGACAGAUGCCUAUGAGUGCCUGGAUGCCAGCCGCCCAUGGCUCUGCUAUUGGAUUCUGCACAGCUUGGAGCUGCUCGAUGAACCCAUCCCCCAGAUGGUAGCAACAGAUGUGUGUCAAUUCCUGGAGCUAUGUCAGAGCCCAGAAGGUGGCUUCGGAGGGGGGCCUGGCCAGUACCCACAUCUUGCUCCCACAUACGCUGCGGUCAACGCACUGUGCAUCAUUGGCACAGAGGAGGCCUAUGACGUCAUUAACAGAGAGAAGCUUCUUCAGUAUCUGUACUCACUGAAGCAACCUGAUGGCUCUUUUCUCAUGCAUGUUGGAGGUGAGGUGGAUGUAAGAAGUGCGUACUGUGCAGCCUCGGUAGCUUCUCUGACCAACAUCAUCACCCCAGACCUCUUUGAGGGCACUGCUGAGUGGAUCGCAAGGUGUCAGAAUUGGGAAGGUGGAAUUGGCGGGGUGCCCGGCAUGGAAGCCCAUGGUGGCUAUACUUUCUGUGGCCUGGCUGCAUUGGUCAUCCUCAAGAAGGAGCGCUCCUUAAACUUGAAGAGCUUAUUACAAUGGGUGACGAGCCGACAGAUGCGGUUUGAAGGAGGAUUUCAGGGUCGCUGCAACAAGCUGGUGGAUGGCUGCUACUCCUUCUGGCAGGCGGGGCUCCUGCCUCUGCUCCACCGCGCCCUGCAUGCUCAAGGGGACCCAGCCCUCAGCAUGAGCCACUGGAUGUUUCAUCAGCAGGCCCUUCAGGAGUACAUUCUCAUGUGCUGCCAGUGCCCGGCGGGGGGCCUUCUGGACAAACCUGGCAAGUCUCGGGACUUCUACCACACCUGCUACUGCCUCAGCGGCCUGUCCAUCGCCCAGCACUUCGGCAGCGGGGCCAUGCUGCACGACGUGGUCCUGGGGGUGCCCGAGAACACUCUGCAGCCCACGCACCCCGUGUACAAUAUCGGGCCAGAAAAGGUGAUCCAGGCCACCAUGUACUUUCUGCAGAAGCCCGUUCCAGGCUUUAAGGAGCAUGAAGAUGAGGCAUCCACAGAGUCUGCCUCCAACUAGAGGCCACAGGGUCCUGAAGCUCUGUGCUCCCCUCCUUCCCUCCAGACCAGGGUUUUCAGGUGUCCGAGUGAGUGCGUCUGUGCUGCAAAAACCUUGGCCCUCUGGAGGGGUGGUUCUUUGUCCUUUCCCGUCAAACAAAACCUAACGGAUGGCUCUGGGUUUGGAAAACACAAUGCCGGGGUUGUUAAAAAUUCUUCCCGUAUCUGUCAAACCAAAAAAUCUCUCAGCCAGCAACAGCCUGGUCAGGGUUGGUGGGGGAGCAGUGCAUGCUGGGAAGAACAGCCCCUCCCCACCUGCUCCCCACUCCGGCAGCCGUACUGAAGUGAGUAACAUCAUGCGCACCACCACAGCCAUCUGAGCCGUGACCGUGAGGCCCACUUGCACGCCGCCUUUAAGUCACCAGGAACGAGCCCCUCCUCCUGGGUGGAAUUAGAUCAGCUCUAUACGGAGAUGGCGCUUUGGGUCCCACCAUCAGGAAUUCUUAGAAAACUCCUUGCUGUGGGUCUUCGCCCGGAGGUACUUGAGGCUCUCACCUCCUCUCCGGGUCGUUGGAGAGGGAAAGGAACGGGGGUGGGGAGGGGUAGGGGGUAGGGUAGGAAUGUCUCUGUGCGGGUGUGGCCCGCUGGAGCACUGAGCAGCCCAUCUCCCCUACAGCGGGAGUGUGAUGAGACCCGAGAAAGCAAUUAUGACUGGAAAUGAACCUCUCAUUCAAUUCUGUGCCAGAGGAAGCCAGCCCAGGCUCCAGCCCUGCACCCCCAAUCCAUCAUGUACCAUGUUGUACCCUCUGUUACUCCCAAGCCUGCAGCCUGUGAUCAUUCUGUGUUGCCCCACCCUCCGCCAGUCUCCUGACCCGUCCUCCCCCAGACAGUGUUGUCUUCGCUCACCCAGAGUAUUAACACGACUAAGUCUUUCACCUUAAUCUCUGACUCAGGAUUUAUUCACAUCCUGCCUGUUCCGGGCUCACAGCAGUAAACCUGCACUUGGCCAGCCGGCUGUGGCUUGGUCAGCGUGGUCGUGGCAGAACCGAAUACCAUUCGGUGCUUCAGCUUCUGCUGCACACACGGAACCCUUUUUUGGCCAGUGGGCUGUCCAGAUGGGUCAUCUGCCCACUGCUACGGGCACAGCCAGCUCCACGCCACUGAUGGGCCUUUCCGUGAGCAGCUGUUGGCGGCGGGCAGACGGCAGCAGGAGGCACUUCUCAAAAACUGGCCAUGUGCUGCCUCUAAUUCCCUCUUGCUUUGGCGUAUCGGGCUAUGUAUUACCUCCUUGAGAUAAUAAAAGAGUAACAUUUUC